Messenger RNA from Nyctereutes procyonoides (raccoon dog), 2621 nucleotides. It is a transcript of the gene MCRIP2, whose product is annotated as MAPK regulated corepressor interacting protein 2. The record is from RefSeq and is a predicted model, not a curated record. The coding region runs from base 1831 to 2313 and encodes 160 amino acids. Lineage: Eukaryota; Metazoa; Chordata; Mammalia; Carnivora; Canidae. The transcript is spliced from 5 exons.
CGAGCGGUUGACCUUGGGGAAGGUUCGCGGAGACCAGCCACAUGCGCGGGGCGGGCGCGGGGCUGGGCGUGUGACCCCCGCCUGCGCGGGCGGCUCGGGGCCGCGGGCCGCGGGCCCGGUCGCACCUGGCACCUGACCCCCGGCGGGCGGCGGAGCGCGAGGCCCGGCUCCACGCUGGCCCCUGGGACGGCGGAGCCCGAGCGCGGAGGCGGCGGAGCGGCUCCCGGACCGGAGGACUCCAGGCGGCCGACUCCCGUGCCCCGGGCGACCUUGGGCGGCGAGGCCACGGCUGGAGGCGAGCUGCCCGGGAAGGCGGGAGCAAAACCUCCCAGGGUGCUGGCCCGAAGGCCGCCUGGCUCCGGCCCCGCGGGAGGCUGCCAGCCCUGGCCUUGCCCACCCGGCGCGUGCACGUGGCUCCCCGCCCCCCCCCGCGCCCAGGCGCCGCCCUCCUGUGCCCUUCACCCAGAGCACCCUGGCUGCCACGGGAGGCCUCCCACGGAUGCUGGGGCCUCGCGGGAACAUGCAGCCUCCGGCCUUUCCAGCGCCCCAGCAGUCUCAGUCCUGGCCAAUUUGGCCUCCACGUGACCUUGACCUGGAGGUCAACGCCCCCCAUCCCUCGGAGCUGAACCGGUUCCUUUUUUGUCUCAGUUCUGGACCUUUGGUUUCACUUUCCGCAUCUCCUGGACCCGGGGCUUUCUUCCAGGCCCACAAGGCUUGAGGCCUCCCGGCUAGGGCUGCCGGCUCAGGGCCCCUGACUCAGCGCUGAGGAGGGCUCGGGUGAUGGGGCCUGCGGGGGUGGGUGGGGGCAGCCUGUGGGGAUCUUUCUGGGCUGAGACCCUUCCCCCGGGAUCUUCUGCUGGGGGCAUGUGGACAUUUUGAGGCUGCAUCCUAGUGAUGGGAACGUUCUAGGCCAAUCACAGGUGUGUCCUGGGGAGACAGGUGAGCAGGGCCUCCGGGGGCAGCUCCUGAGACCCAGGCUGUGCUAAAAUAUUGUCUUGAGAUUUCGGCUUUGGUGCUCUCGGCUGCCCCACCGCCCAGCAGAGCAAAGCACACUUAGGUAUAGAGCCACCACGGCUCACCCUGGCAGAGAACCCGGGAGCAGAGUGGUCCAGGGUGCCCCCCACCCUCUCACCCGGAGAAGCACAGCACCUCCCUCUACAGAGUCCCGUUGCUGAUGAAAUCAGGAUGCAUCCGUGGCAGGGUUGGGGAGUGCCAGGAAAGCACGUGCCUAGAGCUCCUAAGGCCCCCGGGGGGCCUCGCCUGCCCCCUCCGCUGGCCCUUAGCCAGUUGGGCACACUGCAGCCUGCCAGGUCGGGAGGGUGCCCACGAGCCCGGCCUGUGGGAGCACAAGGCCCAGCCUGCCACAGUGCUGUGCGCCCCGGGGUCUUCUGUGCCCUAGGGAGGCGUGAACAGACACCCCUUCCCUCUGAGGUCACGCCCUCCUCCGGGGCUGCCCCCUCCCAGCCCCAGUGGCCUUGAAAAGACCCUACUGGGAGGCCAAAGCGGCCAGUGGGUCCUCCCUCCCCCCUGAGCCUUCCCAGGGGGCCACCCUCCAAAAGGGCUCCACCCGCCUUCCUAGCCACCUUCUCUAGUUUUUCCUCGGUAGUGGUUUUUUACUACCCAGCACCCCUCACCCUGACUUGCUCAUGAGAGGGGGUGUCUGGGCCCCCGCUGCAUCCCCCACACCUGGUGCCUGGUGCACUUGCAGGUGCUUCGGCCAAGCAGCUGACCUGCUAAUUAUGCAGGCUGGGGUUGUGGCUCAGCGGCUCUUGCUCCCAGCGUGGGACAGCAGAUAGUGGAGGUCAUGUUCAUUGCUGGGAAGAAGAUAAAAUGGCGCCGUGUGACACCCCAUCCCCCCCCACGGUCAGGCGAGCAGUGCCCCUCUCAGCCAAGGAGGACCCCCGAGCGGCGGUGGGGCACCUGAGCCCAGGAAGGCGAGCAGGCCGGCGGGACCGCGAGUGCCUGGCGGAGUGGCACGUGCAGCCCAGGACUCCCGGCUCCCACCUCCUGCUUUCGGGGCCAAGGCUUGUGUUUAACCGGGUGAACGGCCGGCGGCCCCCUGCCACGUCUCCAUCCUUUGAGGGAGUCCAAGAGACCUACACACUGGCCCAUGAGGAAAACGUCCGGUUUGUGUCUGAAGCUUGGCAGCAAGUGGAGCAGCAGCUGGGCAGUGGCCCCAAUGGCCAUAGUGGGCCCAGGCCUGUGCAGUACGUGGAGAAGAACCCCAACCCCCGGCUGCAGAACUUUGUGCCCAUUGACCUGGACGAGUGGUGGGCGCAGCAGUUCCUGGCCAGGAUCACGAACUGCUCCUAGCUGCCUUGGGAGGAAUGCUGCCGUGCAGGGCCCAGCCCUGCCAAGGGGCGGAACCCUCGCCAGGAAAGGACCGUGGCUCCCCGUUUUGCCGCCGAGGCAGGCCGCUUCACCCCGAGUCUGGCCAGGAGCCGGCCACACCUGAAGUGCCAGCAUUUGGACUUUUGUACCUGCUGAGCCCCUGGACGAGCUGUGCCACGCUGCCGGGGGCCGGGGGCCGAAUCUGACCUCAAUCCUGCUCACUGUGCCCAGGGACCAGCCCCUGCGGCCGGCAGGGAGGAGCUGUAGGCUAAUAAAGUUGAGAAACUGCC